CAUCGUAUUCCGCUUCGGAAGGAGUGGAAGCCCUACGGCGCAAUGGCAAAUUUUAGUAAAUUUUUUAAUGAACAUUUAUCAACACUUAAUUGUCGAGAUUUUCAUGAAGGUAUCUCAUGCAAGAGGCAUAUAAUAAAUAGUUGCCUUUAUUGUCCUUUGUCAGUAAUGAAAAUGUUCACACCGAUCUAUCUGUUAGCGAUUAUAAGGAAAAACCGUAAUUUGACAAAAGAAGACUUGAAAGAAAUUCUGUUAAACUACAGGAGUUGUAUAAUGAGCGCUUCAAUAACAGGCAUUACCUGUAAUUACGUUUCAUGUUUGCAUCGGCUUUUCCUCCGAAAACACUCUAUGUAUACACUCAUCUUUAUACCUGCUUGGUACUCCGCUCAUUUUAUGUUCCUGUCCACGAAGGCUGUUCUUGAAUUGUCCACUACUGCUGUUUAUCAACACUUCUUGGACACAUUACUGAGACGUAAUAAUGUCGUAAGCAAAACAAUAUAUGGAUCUAAAGCUAUUCAGACGGCGAUAUUUAUGUUAUGCAGCGCUCUAAUUUUGCAUGGCAAACGCGCGUUUAAUAUGAAAGGCUUUUGGCUGACUAAACCGAAUCGUUCAACAAUAAGUGAAAAAUGUGAAGACUUCGAACAUCGUUGCAACAUGCAUCCAAAUUUAAGUUGUGGCAAUUUUGUAUUGGAAGGAGUGUGUAAAAAUUUUCUGAUGGGCUUAGUUAUUGAUUGCCUAAAUGCUCUAAAACGGAUAUCAAAACGACCACUUUCAACUAAAACAUGGACCAAGAAGAGGAAUUUACGACUGUAUUGGGGACCGUUGUUUUCUCUAUACGUCGGUUUGUACAGGUUAACAUAUUGCCUGUUAAAUCGCUUUCACGUAGCUUCUGAUGAACUCAAUCACAUCUUAGCUGCCUGCUGCGCGGGUCUAAGUCAUUUUUUCUAUCCCGAAAUGGCUCUGUUCAAUCUUGCUGCAGUUCAUGCUUUUCUAACGUUGUGGCGUAUGUUCCAAAUAUACGGGGCAGGAACUGAAAAUAAAAUUUCAAAAGCGCUAUUGAAUUUCCCCUAUACCUAUGUUUUAUAUCCUUUGAUCCAAGCGCACUGUAUACAUAUAUAUAUAACGCGACCGCAGCUUUGUGGUCCAUUACAAGUUGCCGUGAAUAAUAGCUUUACAAAUAAUUACUCUACAGCCAUAAUGAAGAAAGUUCAAGAAGCUAUCAAACGUGGCAAAGGACUUCAAUAGAUUUCAAUACUUUAAUGGUAAAUUCUUUUGUUUUUUAGAUUAUAAGAGAAAAAUAUUUAAAGAAAAAAUGUAAACGGAAAUAAAUAGAAAAUGAAAUAUGAAUGAUGCGAUAUCAGAUAGGAAGCAUAAAUGCGUUGGAUUGAUUGAUUAGCUAACAGCACUAGAAGAAAGAAACAAAUGUUUACCGCAGUUAGGCGGGCGGACAGACGCACAUAUUUAGAUGCAUUCCGAGAUUGAAAAUGGCUAAGAAUAUUUAUAUUUUAUUAGGUUUUUGAAGCUUUAUGUCAUUGCUCUCAUAACAUAAUGAAAAGUCGGCCUUUUUCAACUUAUGAAAUCUUGCUUAA
Glossina fuscipes is the source of this 1586-nucleotide messenger RNA. RefSeq lists its product as uncharacterized. The record is from RefSeq and is a predicted model, not a curated record. The transcript has 6 exons. Bases 43 to 1242 code for a protein of 399 amino acids. Lineage: Eukaryota; Metazoa; Arthropoda; Insecta; Diptera; Glossinidae.